GUGACCUGGUUAUGUAAUCGAAGUCUACCUGUUCCUCCAUUGAGUGAGUGUGACGGUUCCCGCCCGAGCUGCUUUAAAAGGCAAAGAAAUAUGUGUGGCCGCACUGCAUGCACUCUUGCACCAGAUGAUGUGAGUAGAGCGUGUUCGUAUAAGGACAAGCAAGGCAAACGAAAAUGCCCUCAGUGGCGAGAUGGCGACAAUCAAAAAUACCAGCCAUCAUAUAACAAGACUCCCCAAUCCACCAGCCCUGUCCUCUUGUCUUUAAAGCAUUUUCAAAAGGAUGCAGACUCUUCAGAGCGAGUUAUCGCUGCAAUGCGAUGGGGACUUAUACCGUCCUGGUUCAAUGAAGCAGAACCAUCCAAAAUGCAAUACAGUACGAACAACUGCAGGAGCGACACAAUGACGGAGAAAGUCUUGUACAAGGCUCCUCUAUUUAAAGGAAAACGUUGUGUGGUACUCGCAGAUGGAUUCUAUGAGUGGCAGAGACAGAAUGGGGAAAAGCAGCCUUAUUACAUAUACUUUCCUCAGAUCAAAGCAGAGAAGGAUGGGUUGUGCUGGGACGGCUGGAGACUGCUGACUAUGGCUGGACUCUUUGAUUGUUGGGAAGCACCCAAUGGAGAAUUGUUGUAUUCCUACACCAUAAUCACAGUGGAUUCUUCCAAAAGCAUGAACUGGAUACAUGAUCGAAUGCCUGCUAUUUUGGAUACUGAUGAGGCUAUUCAGAAGUGGCUGGAUUUUGCUGAAGUACCGACCCAAGAAGCCCUGAAACUUAUUUAUCCAAUUGAAAAUGUCACCUGCCACCCAGUGUCGCCUAUCGUGAACAAUUCCCGUAACAAUGUCCCAGAGUGCAUUUCACCUAUUAUUUUAAACCAAAAAAAGGAACCUACAUUAAGUGCCAGUGGUAAGAAAAUGUUGGAAUGGCUGCAAAAUAAAUCUCCAAAGAAGGAAGAAUCCGGCAUUUUUAAAUCCUCUCCCAAGCUCUCUAAAUUUGCCACAUCGCCCAAAAAAACUAGUGCAAGUUUAAUGCACCAGUGGUUAAAAAAAGAUGAUGAUGCUCCAUCUCCAAAAAGACCAAAGAAAUGAGCACAAUCCUCCAGUGCUGCUAAUUACAGAUACACAUUAGAAGCUUUUGUUGAGUUCCAUUCCUUUUCAUGAGGCAUGCGUGUUGAAGAUGCAAACGGAGCUGCAAUGUUUAAUGGUUAAUCUUUAUUUUACACGGAGUAAUUUAUUAGUUCACCCUAAACAUUAUUCAAGCUCUAAUAAUGAAUGUUUUAAGGUUGUAUCCUCUAUUUAUGUGCUAUCCCAUCUUAUUUAGCUUUUGUUGCUGUUUAAGCCAUAUUAGCUAAUUCACUUCAUUAUUGUAUCUAUUGUUGAGUGAGUGAGGUACACUCUUGGUCAGAGCACACUUUCCUCUUUGGAUUAACGCUGUAGUACACAUCUUUAUAUUAUUCAAGCUCUGACAGACUGUGCAAUUAAAGAGAGGAACACACCAUUUUCUCUUAUGUGCAAAUAAUUUAAAAACUGUUCCCAGAUUGCUUGCCCUAUGACCGCUGCUAAAAGCAGAAGUGGUCAUGGAUGUUGGAGUAACUAUUUUAAAUUGCCUUUAUCACGGUUACAUAUAUCCUGGUUUUGAAUGGUCAACUUGCACAUUUUGGCAAUGUAACAAUGUAUACUUAGUGGUUCAUAUAUUUUUACUCGAUUUUAAAAUGAAAGUUUAUAUACAUUAAUGGAAAAUUAAAAUAUCUAUUUCAAAAAGAA
Pelobates fuscus (common spadefoot toad) is the source of this 1758-nucleotide messenger RNA. RefSeq names its product 5-hydroxymethylcytosine binding, ES cell specific (gene HMCES). Lineage: Eukaryota; Metazoa; Chordata; Amphibia; Anura; Pelobatidae. Gene Ontology annotation, molecular function: single-stranded DNA binding. The transcript has 7 exons. Gene Ontology annotation, biological process: DNA damage response. The coding region runs from base 91 to 1083 and encodes 330 amino acids. The record is from RefSeq and is a predicted model, not a curated record.